This is a messenger RNA of Orbilia oligospora ATCC 24927, 1830 nucleotides long. RefSeq lists its product as uncharacterized. The transcript has a single exon. NCBI's taxonomy places the organism in Eukaryota, Fungi, Ascomycota, Orbiliomycetes, Orbiliales, Orbiliaceae. Bases 1 to 1830 code for a protein of 609 amino acids. The record is from RefSeq and is a predicted model, not a curated record.
AUGUCAUACGAGACUUAUACAUUCCCCCACCCGGUCUUAGGCCCCCUCACAGGCCGCCUCGUCGAAAACGAUUCAGUAGUUCACUUCCGCUCAAUCCCCUACGCCACCAUCCCCGCCCGUUUCCGUCCCUCAGAACCCCUCUCCGCAAUUCCCGAAAUCUUCGACCACCGUCCUCACCGUCAAUUCACAGAAUAUGGAUUCGCCUGUCCCGGCCGCGCCCAUGACCCUUCUGAUCUCCCCGGGGAACUUCCCCGCCAAUACGACGAAUUCAAAUGUCUAACCCUCACCAUCUCCGCCAUAAAAUCCCAACUAGAUAUUGUUUCAUCAGGAUCAUUAGAACAACUUAAUCACCUCCAAAAACUCCCCGUUUUGAUCUACCUCCACGGUGGAGCCUUCACCGAAGGUGCAGGUCACAUUUCUUCAAUGCAUGAAACCAUUCGAUUAGCAUCCUUCUCCAUCACCGAUUCCUCCACUCCAACAAUCUUAAUCUCGAUCGGAUACCGACUAGGUGCAUUCGCCGGUCUCGCAAGUCAAGAUUUAUUAGACGAGGCGAUCGAAAACGGGGAUGAAGAGAUUUUUAACCAAGGGCUUUUCGAUCAACGGAAGGCUCUCUUGUGGGUUAAAAAGUUCAUAGGAGGCUUCGGUGGUGAUGAAGACAGGGUUACGGUGUUUGGAGAAUCUGCCGGGAGCAUGAGUAUUGCGUUACAUUUAUUGGCAGACGAACCGUUGUUUUCAAGAUGUGCUAUGCAAAGUGGGAAUGUUGCGACUUUUGGACGGACUUUGAAGUGGGAUGAAGUCAACGGGAUAUAUGAAAAGCUGUUGAAAAGUAUAGGAGGGGAUGCUGGUGGGACUAAAGAGCAAAGAUUGGAGGUUCUAAGGAAUAUACCGCAAGAACGGCUUUGGGAGGAAUUUAUUGGCAUCGGAGGGGCAGUUAUGGAGACUUAUUAUGGAAGUGAAGGGACGUUUUUUAAGAAAUUGGAAGGAGUGGUGCCGGUUUAUUCGAACCAUGUGGAACUAACCGCAAAGAGGGAGUGGGUUGAUGGUGUUAUCGUUGGCGACGACUUUUGGGAAGGAUACAUAUUUAGGAACGGAUUGACACAUGCGAAACAUAAGAAGUUUGUUAAGAUGUUCAAAACGGUAUUCGGGCAGGAGAUGGGGACAAAGAUCUUGGACAGUUAUGAUAUUGAACCCGACGAAGGGGUGUGGAUGGAUCAAAUGAAGUUUUUUGUGAGGGUGAUGUAUUUGAUUGGAGAUCUAUUCUUUCAACAGCCUACCGUGCAGAUGGUCGAUGGGUUAUCUAAGGCAUAUUAUAACCCUCAGGCUAGUGGGGAUGGGAGGAAACAAAAGGUUUUCAGAUAUCAAUUCAACUUACCGAAUCCGUGGCCCGGGUCACCAUUCUCCUACGUUUCGGGCCAUCACUUUGUCGAAAUGUUUUACCAGUUCAUGACAUUUCGAGAACGGUACCCUACCCAUCGAAAUAAGUUUUAUCAACGACAGUCUGAGGAGAUGGCGAGGUUAUGGAUUGCAUUUGCGAACGGGAAGAAUCCUUGGGAGGAGUAUAAGGAACAGACGGGUUAUAAGAUUCAAAUUUGUGAUGAUGUCAACGGAUGGCAUUCGAGGACUAGAGACGAAGAUGUGGAGAGGUCUAGAGACGAACAAUGGGGGGAGAGGAGGUAUAAGCAAUGGGAAUUGAUCACGGAGGGGUUCGAGAACUUGGAGAAGGAAGGUGGGAAGGAGAAGGUGGAGUGGGCGAGGAGGAAGUUGUGGGAUAUGAAUGGAUAUAUGGAUGAUGAGGACUUUGUGUUUAGUUUUGGGAAGAAAGAGGAUUGA